AUGUUGACAAGGGUAGGACUUUCUGGUCCUCUUGUUUCAAGACAGUUUGGACAAGUAGGUCAAAAGCGGAAUUUUUUCCUUACAUAUGGAAUUGCUUCAGUUGUUGGCUCACUCAUUUUCAAUGAAAAUAAUCGUUUAGCAGAUAAGAUGGAAAAUGGACAACUUCAUUACAAAGAUGCCAAUUCUGUUUUCAAUAGUGCAGCAUUGGAAGAGAAGAAUAGAUUAUUCCACAGAGCACCACCUCAAUAUCCUGGUCAUGUCCCUCUCUAUGGGUUUGAAAAGGCACUUAUGGUUUUAGGACUGUCAAUCGGUGCUUAUUUCCAUCCUGAAAGAAAUGAAUUCAUUGUUGGAUUAGGAGAAUCGACCGCCAUUCCAUCAGUAUUGAAAAAGUUACAGAAACAAAUGUUGGAUGAUUCAACUGGUCGUAAGAUCUUGAGAGAACGUCCAAGGAUUACAUCUACAUCAUUAGAUUUGGAUUACCUUCGUCUGUUACCAGAAAAUACUGUAGGUAAUACAUACAUCCGUUGGUUGGAUAGAGAAGGGGUCAGUCCAGAUACUCGGGUUCCUGUCAAGUAUAUUGAUGAUGAAGAAUUGGCUUAUAUUUAUCAAAGAUAUCGUGAAUGUCAUGAUUUCUAUCAUGCCAUUACUGGAUUACCAAUCAUUAUUGAAGGGGAAAUUGCAGUCAAAGUACUUGAAUUUAUGAAUAUUGGUAUCCCAAUGUCUGGAUUGGGGGCUCUUUUCGCUCCCUUAAGAUUAAAACCAAGUCAAAAAGAUCGUCUUUAUAACAUAUAUUACCCAUGGGCAUUUAAAAGUGGUCUCAAUUCAAAGCCAUUAAUCAAUGUUUAUUGGGAAAAUAUUUUGGAUCGUGAUAUCGAUGAAGUUAGACGUGAACUUGGUGUUGAACAACCUCCUGAUUUACGUAACCUCCGUAAAGAUUAUUUCGAAAAAUUAAAGAAAUCUAAAAAGUUAUGA
Messenger RNA from [Candida] anglica, 972 nucleotides. The record is from the annotation of a GenBank genome assembly. Lineage: Eukaryota; Fungi; Ascomycota; Pichiomycetes; Serinales; Debaryomycetaceae.